Molecule: messenger RNA, 6679 nt
Organism: Salmo salar (Atlantic salmon)
Lineage: Eukaryota; Metazoa; Chordata; Actinopteri; Salmoniformes; Salmonidae
Gene: gpsm1b
Product: G protein signaling modulator 1b
Biological process (GO): establishment of mitotic spindle orientation
Cellular component (GO): cell cortex
Molecular function (GO): GDP-dissociation inhibitor activity; G-protein alpha-subunit binding
Source: RefSeq, a predicted model, not a curated record
GGAUUAGAUUCACUCACUCACUCACUCACUCACUCACUCGGGAAUUGGUUCUGCUGAGACGCCGGUGUCACACUGUCGUCACACACUGUCACCCAGGAUCCUCGCUCCAAGACACUUCCUCUUCUCUCAGUGUGGCUCAGCAGAAAUAGAUUACAGCACUCAGUCACUCAGUGCUGGUUGAGAGAUGGACCAUAAAAUACUACCUAGGCAGGACAACACUAUACAGUCAUUUACUGACUCACCUAUUAACCUGCCUCUUACAGUGCUUCUGUAAGAUUUGUGGAAUUUUACUUUUGUGGAUUUCCAUAGACAUCUGCGGUGUUGAAAGGAGUAACUUUGUGCUUUGUUAGGAGUUUGUGGCUUCCAAUUUCAAGGUAUUUUUGGGAUCCUUGUCAUUGUUCAGAUCGCUUCAGAGGUUCAUCAUUAGUUAUUGGGCAGCAUUUGAGGACACCUGAGGAACAGAUGUUAUCCUUGGAUUUAAAGCGUGCAUAGUAUCUCCAAUGGGUUUCUGUCCAAGUGGUCUGGCUGCACUGUUGCUGACAUUGGCGUAUUCGACUACUGGAAUAAUCAAUUGAAUCUGAUGUGGCUGUUGGACAUCUGCUUGCAUAUUGACUUAUCGGGAGCACAGAAAGCCAUCUCAAACCUGGUUUUGUGUGUGUGUGUGUGUGUCCUGGUUGGAGCAGAGUAUUGCUAUGUUUUUCUCCUGGAUUCUCUAGCAGAACUCUAGGGUAGAACAUUAGCAUAUGUGACAUUUUGCAUUCAUGUUCACCUCCACCCUAAAGUUUCACCUCACGACACAUAUCCCUGAGGCUAAGGAGUGCCUUUCAGUGCCUUAAGUUGACCUGGUACCCCAUGUCGUCUGACUCUUGCCAUCUCACCGGGGCCCAGAGAGCUGUGUGCAGGCUGGUCCACCGGGGCCCCAGACCGCGGGCCCUGCUGAGGCCCAUAAGGCUGGAGCUGGGGGUGUAUGUGGAGAAGACCCGUACUAAACAGAAACACAGGAUGGAGGCUUCGUGUCUGGAGUUGGCGCUGGAGGGAGAGAGGCUGUGUAAGGCGGGGGACUUUAAAGGUGGGACAGCGUUUUUCGAGGCGUCUGUGCAGGUGGGAACAGAAGACCUGAAGACCCUCAGUGCCAUCUACAGCCAGCUGGGCAAUGCCUACUUCUACCUGAAGGAAUACGGCAAGGCUCUGGAGUACCAUAGACACGACCUCACUCUGGCCAGGACAAUAGGGGACAGGAUAGGGGAAGGGAAAGCCAGCGGUAACCUUGGAAACACGCUGAAGGUUUUGGGGCGCUUCGACGAGGCGGCAGUGUGCUGUCAGAGACACCUGGACAUCUCUCAAGAGCAAGGGGACAAGGUGGGAGAGGCCAGGGCUCUGUAUAAUAUAGGGAACGUGUUCCAUGCCAAGGGAAAGCAGCAGUUAUGGGGCUGCACCCAGGACCCUGGGGACCUCCCACCAGACGUCAGAGAUACACUGCAAAGGGCUACUGGCUUCUACGAGAUGAACCUGUGUCUGGUCAAAGAGCUGGGCGACAGAGCCGCUCAGGGGAGGGCCUUUGGUAACCUAGGCAACACCCACUACCUGUUGGGAAAUUUUGUGGAGGCCAUCAAAUUCCACAGACAGAGACUUUCCAUUGCCAAGGAGUUCGGUGACAAAGCAGCAGAACGUAGAGCCUAUAGUAACCUUGGCAAUGCUCUGAUUUUCCUGGGCCAGUUCAACACUGCCACGGAGUACUACAGGAAAACUCUGCAGCUGUCUCGUCAGUUAAAGGACCAGGUGAUGGAGGCCCAGGCGUGUUACAGCCUGGGGAACACCUACACUUUGCUGCAGCAGUACGAGAGAGCCAUAGACUACCAUCUCAAACACCUCCUCAUAGCCCAGGAGUUCACUGACAGGGUUGGAGAGGGCCGUGCCUGCUGGAGUCUGGGAAAUGCCUAUGUAUCUUUAGGGAAUCAUCGCCAGGCCCUGCACUAUGCCCGCAAACACCUGGAUAUCUCCAGAGAGAUUGGGGACAGGAAUGGCGAGUUGACUGCCAGGAUGAAUGUGGAGCAGCUGAUGGAGGCUCUGGGGGUCAACGAGAGUGACCUUUCACCCUGCGGGUCAGAGUUUGAGGUGCAAGGAGCCAGACCCAAAAUUACCAAGAGAAACAGUAUGGACAGUGUCGAACUGUGGAAGUACUCGUCAGAUAAGAAUGGAGACAGCCAGGAAUUGGACAGUAUAUCCCGGAGAUCCAAGAGUCAGCAGUCUCAGCCAAGUAGAGGGAAGGGCUACCCCGACAGCCAGUCCUCAGAUGAGAGGCAGUGGUUUGACUCCCCUGUGGACGCCGAUGAAAUCACAGUCCAAGUCCCGCCUCCGAAGCUAAGUCGUGACCCCUCUGAUGAGGACUGCUUCUUCGACCUCCUCAGCAAGUUUCAGAGCAGCCGCAUGGAUGACCAGCGCUGCCACCUUGACGACCCGAACAUAGAGAAUGGAGAAAACGGCGAGAAUGGAGGGGCUGUCUCUCUUAAUGAAAUGCUAGAUCCAGCGCUCAUCACCUCGCCCCAGACAGAGGAGCUGUUUGACCUGAUCGUCAGCUCCCAGAGCCGUCGCCUGGAUGACCAGCGGGUCAGCGUCAGCAACCUGCCCGGCCUCAGGAUCACCCAUAACAACCUGGGCCACCUGUGUGUUGACACAGACCCCCAGGAGCCCAGCGAUGACUUCUUCAACAUGCUCGUCAAGUGCCAGUCCUCCAGGAUUGAUGACCAGCGGUGCUCCCCACCAGAAGGGAGCCCCCGGGCUCCCACGGUGCCUGACGAGGACUUCUUCAGUCUGAUCCAGAGAGCACAGGCCAAGCGCAUGGACGAGCAGCGGGUCCACCUCCCCUCAGAUGAACAGGACGGGCCCGACUCCGACCCAUCCGGGGACUCCAGCUAGGGGCCCAAGCAAUCAGCCCUGGGGGCAGGGUUUGAGACUGUGACCAUUUAACUUGGCAAUGCAAAACCAACUUUAAAUUGGUCGCUAGGGUGUCAGUGAAAAUGUUUUGCUUGUCAUCUUAGUUUUUGGUUCACAAUUAGCUUUUUUUCUAUUAUCAAGAUUUAUUCUAACAGCAGUGGGCAGCAACAAUGGGUAUGCAAACCAGGUAUUCAAAAGUUUAGUCCGGAGUCUUGGUUGAAUCUUUGUGAUGUGCAAUUCAGUCAUCAUGCACUGUUUGAAUGAACGUGUCUAAAGGCUUUCCUAAAAAACCUUCCCAAUUAAAUGUUGACUGGAAAGUAGGACUACCUGACAGAAUGUGGGGAGGCAGGUAGCCUAGUGUUUAGAGUGUUGGACUAGUAACCGAAAGGUUGCAAGAUCAAAUCCCCGAGCUGACAAGGUAAAAAUCUGUCGUUCUGCCCCUGAACAAGGCAGUUAACCCACUGUUCCUAGGCCGUCAUUGAAAAUAAGAAUUUGUUCUUAACUGACUUGCCUAGUUAAAUAAAGGUAAAAAAAAAAAAAAAAAAAAGAUAUCAUAAUGAUUUGUAUCAAUCGCAGAGCAUUUUUCGCAAACUGUCAGUGUAGCCUACACUGUACAUUGCACAGUACAAAAACACUGCUAGGCAAUUUAAUUAAAUGCAACUUAAUUCUCCAGUUAUACUUUUUUGGAUUGUUCCCAGACCUUAAAUGUGGUCUCCUGAUGUGGUUUAAGCAUUGUUGUGGACUUAAAACAUCCAAGUUGUUGUAGUUUUCCUAUAAAAAAAAAGUGUGAUUUUGACAGUGAAAACCUGGAUUUAACAAGGAAAACUAUUCAAUUAAACCGGGAAAACUGAAUUUACCAAAACUGAUUUUAUAGGGCUCUACACUUGUAGACUGACUGUUCAAAAUCGCUAACACUAACCAGGUUUCCAUCCAACCUUUUUAUGUGAGUUAAGUACAUGUCGGAUAAGUACAUGUCGGAUAAGACAUUUCACGACAGGCCAGAUGUAAACAGCUAAUAUAUCGGUAAUCUUUCCAAAUAUUGACAAAACAAAAUACGCUACACAAGGUGUGAUCUUUUUGUGUCUGUAAAAUUAAUUAGUGAGAAAUGGUGGUGGAAACGCCUUUAUGCACAAAUAUUGAUCAUCAUAUCAAAGUAAACUUGGAGUCACGUGAUGAUAUGUUGUGAGGUUCUCCCACUACGACUUGGGAAACCAUGCAGUUUAUUAGGCUACAGAUGAAAUAGCUUAUGGGCUGUUGAAAAUGUACGGUAAUGAGCUUGAUGCUCCUAUACAAUACAUAUCGAGGGUGUUAUUCUGGUGACAUGAUGCUUGGCUGCCAUUUGACUAUAAUAAUCUCAUCAUGUAGGCUAUGCCCACACUGUAUCUACAAGCUGUUGGCUAGAGGGCACGAGCCAAGACCAGAGUGGGCACAUUCGCUAUAUAACUCACCAACAAAAAAUGUCACACAACCAUCAGUAGACUUGAAAAUGCGAUGGAAACCCAUUUAACAUUUUUUUAUUUGGUAACCUCAAAAAUAAUUUGUAUGUGCCGCACACAGCCUUUUAUCCACAUCAAGUCAAUUUGAUGGAAACUCAUCUCUGGUGGGAAAAGUAUUGAGUAUUCGCAUGAAAAUCUGUCGCUGAUUGGAUGGAAACCUAGCUAUUAACACAAUUUUUGAGAUUGUGCAAAGGUUUUAUUUUUUUCCCUCCAAACAAUCAAUGUAAAUAUGAUACUGUCAAGUUAAAAUUGAAUUAUUUCUGUAUGGAGGGUAGGACAUUAUAAGCUACUUGCUCAGCGUGCAUCAUCCGCUUUACCAGGAGAGUAUUCUUUUCAUUGGCGCCAGUAGCUCCCAGUUGGCACUGGCCCGGUGUGCCACUGGCAAAUUUACCUGAAUGUCAAGCCCUGCAAAGGCAUGCUAAUUUACCAGAUGGCUUUUCAUUACUUUCCUGGUUCUCUAUGAAAUGCAGCUACAUUAUAAGUCACAGGUGAGGUCAUUAUCAUGGGGUGUGACCAAAUCAUGUACUGGUGCCAUCAACUGGUCUGCAACCCUGCCUGGGCCACCACUCGAGGAGAUCCUUGAAGGGAUCGAAGUAAAUUAGGUUGAUGUGUGACGCAAGAUCCAAACACCAUGUGCAAUAGGUAGCACCCUUUCAGCUGUUGUGAAUCUGUUUAGGUUUGAAAGGUGUACAAAUCCAAAUUCUAGGAGAAAUCUAUGUGAAUGAAGGUUUGAAGUGUUUCGCUAGGGUUUGAGACGCCAACAAGAUAUUUACUGUACCCCAUCUACUGCCUUAAGUCCGUUUUUUUCAAACUCCGAUUGUAUUCCUAAGUAUCAGGGGUCGGUGAUUUCAAAGCGUAUAAUGGAGAAGUAUUUGGUUUGAAGGAUGACGAUUGCUGCUGGUAUUUUUGGUGACAAGUUUUCUGUGUCAAAAUUGCAUUCAGUGUUAGACAACAGCUCAAGAGACUACAGGAAUAAUUAUAAAGCAGCAUGGUUAGUCAAGGUCUAGUCAUUAUAGUCUAGUCAUUAUAGAGUUCGUCUUCUGGAGUCCAAACAGGUUUAAAACAAAAUAUUAUACAUUUAUCAAAGUACAUUUUAUGUAUAAUAGUAUACAAAAUGUCAAGAAAAUAUUGUUUUAGAGAGAGUUGAAUCAAGCUCGAAUCAAAGUGCAUCUCUUCAGUUAGGCCAUGGAAGUGCCAAUAGUGCAGUAUAUAGGCAGUAUACUGAUUGCAAUCAACAAAUGUCUAGUGGUUAAGCCCCCACAAUGCCAUCAACUUGAUCAACCUGUCUCUGACCAAUGACCUUAUAGCUGACAGUCUAAUGGAUCGGGACUUUUUUAGGACAGCACAGGAGUAGAUGUAUAGCCUAUGCACACACAAUCCUGUGUUGCAGGGAUCUCCUUCUACAUUUCCACAGCUGUUAGUCUUCAGUUUCCAAUUGUCUAGGAGGGGUUAGUUUUAUAUUCUGCUGAUAUACUGUCCCUUUGUGGAGAAACAUGUGUACUACAGCUGUAAGGUGUGUCCCAUUGGAAAUGAGACUUUCGUAAUUCCUGAGGAUGAGGUUGAGGAUGUAAUCUUGUGAGCAAGUAUAAUGCUUUUAAGCACUUUUUAUUAUUUCAGUGACAAGCUAUACUUAACUGUACAGUAUAUACUUUGCAUAUUUUUUGCAGAUCAUUUUGUAAAGGUUAGAGUAUAUUUGCAAAAAAUGUUAGUGCCUUUUGUAUUUCUGUUCUCUUGUGGUUAUCAGAAUUAUCCUGUAGAGUUAUCCUGUAGCAGACCCAGUGGACCAAAGACAGGUGUAUACUGGAGAAAUGAAACAAAAACGGCUUGUAGUAAGAUCUAAACGUACAGUAACGUGUUGCCUAACUGAUGAUCCAUAAUGGACAUUUUUGUUGCUCUUCCUCUUUGGGACUCCAUUUGUAAAUGUUAGUUUUACCGUGUAGCUCUACUUUGUACCUCAAGAGUCAUGACCCUAUCCCAGAGUGGGUCAUAAACCUAACUCAGGAUGGGUCGUGAUCUAUAUGAUUCAUCUCGAUCUCUGUAAUAAGAGGCUUACAAGGUCCCCACUGUUUUCCAAACAGAGCUAGUUUCCUCUAUUUUUCCAUCUCUUAUAAGGAUAAACUUGGUCCAGAUCUAUCCGGUACGCUUCUAUUUGUCACUACCAUAUGUACAUAUAUUUUUUGUAUUUAUGUUCCAUUUGAGGACAUGAAGAUGUCCCGUCUGCUUUUAAUAAAAUAUUGAUUCCAAUGUUU